This is a messenger RNA of Striga asiatica, 312 nucleotides long. The record is from the annotation of a GenBank genome assembly. NCBI's taxonomy places the organism in Eukaryota, Viridiplantae, Streptophyta, Magnoliopsida, Lamiales, Orobanchaceae.
AUGAGCACUUUAAGUUGCAAGGACUCAAAUCAUUGUGGUGUUCCCUUAGCCAGUCCAUCACUAACAGCCCUUAGUGGAAUCCAGAGAACUGAAGUAGUAUUGCUAGUCCAAUCAGGCAACUUGAUCUUGCCAUCUUCAAGAGUCAAUUGCCUGACGUCAGUAGACACUGGAGACAGAUUCUUUGUAAUGACUCUCCUCGAUCCUCAAGCCAGGGCCAGUGUCUAUUUGCAGUACAGCACCUUUAAGGGAGUAGUUGAGCGGUGUAACAAUAAUUCCAACCCACUGAGAUUCAUUCAUCAGCAAAGCAGAUGA